Messenger RNA from Sphaerodactylus townsendi, 1029 nucleotides. RefSeq names its product goannatyrotoxin-Vere1-like. Bases 215 to 517 code for a protein of 100 amino acids. Gene Ontology annotation, molecular function: neuropeptide Y receptor binding; neuropeptide hormone activity. The record is from RefSeq and is a predicted model, not a curated record. Gene Ontology annotation, cellular component: extracellular region. The transcript is spliced from 4 exons. Lineage: Eukaryota; Metazoa; Chordata; Lepidosauria; Squamata; Sphaerodactylidae. Gene Ontology annotation, biological process: feeding behavior; neuropeptide signaling pathway.
AGUGAAUGAAUGAGUGGGGAGACAGUCAGGGAGGGGAGGAGCCUCCCCCCCCCCCCAAUUUGCCCACCAACCAAAGAUAUAAGCCCUAGGCUGAGAGAGAGAGCUCACUCACAGAGGCAACGGCCAGAAACACCUGGGAGAUCACAGAAGCCCAGCUGGGUCCCGGCAUCCCUUCGACAUCCAGAUUCCUUCUCCGUCCUACCUCCUUGUCACAAUGGUUGCCUCUCCGAAACCCUGGUCCCUCAUGAUGGCGGUGACCCUGUGCAUCUUGUUCUGCUUGGGAGCCUUAGUCGAUGCCUACCCUCCCAAGCCAGAGAGCCCCGGAGACGAUGCUUCCCCCGAAGAAAUGGCCAAAUACUUCUCGGCUCUUCGGCAUUACAUUAACUUGGUGACAAGGCAGAGGUAUGGCAAGAGAGCUAGCCCAGAGACCUUGAUGUCAGAGCUCAUUUUUGGAGACAGCAGCAGCAGCAACGACCAUAAUGGCAGAUCACGAUUCGAUGAUUCCUAUAUGUGGUGACGACCUUCUCGCUCCUCACCCCAAAAGCUCUGUCGGUUCCGAUUCUUUUGUGUCAUUUGCAUUUUUCUGAAAAACAAUCAAGUCUUGAUAAACUGAUCCCUUUCUUUAGAGCUCCUGUCCAUUCCCAAUUCUCUAACCCCCUCUCCCCGCCCCCCAGGACCUGUGGCUCUGGAAAGUAUCACUUUGGGUAUUAUCAGCCAAUGAGGAGGCCACGCCUCCUUUUUCCCAUAAGCCAAUCAGAGGGCACUGCAGAAGAUCGUAGCACCUGGGGCAAGAUGGGGUAUGAGUAUCUUUGGUGGUGGCUUGUGUAGUACUUGUAAUGUUGUCUGUUGUUCACUCGUCAGUGCAAGACCCCCACCAUGUCCUCCCUGGGAUAAUCUUUAUUUUAUACGUUGUUUAUAUGUGUGUGUGUGUGUGUGCACAUGAGCGAAGGAGUGUAUGUAUAUUUAUAUAUGUAUGUAUUUUAAAUGAAUUUCCUCUACAUCCACAAUAAAGAGCAAGUUUAAUGGAAA